Messenger RNA from Hydra vulgaris (swiftwater hydra), 3011 nucleotides. RefSeq names its product gamma-aminobutyric acid type B receptor subunit 2. The record is from RefSeq and is a predicted model, not a curated record. Gene Ontology annotation, cellular component: G protein-coupled receptor heterodimeric complex; membrane. Gene Ontology annotation, biological process: gamma-aminobutyric acid signaling pathway; G protein-coupled receptor signaling pathway. NCBI's taxonomy places the organism in Eukaryota, Metazoa, Cnidaria, Hydrozoa, Anthoathecata, Hydridae. Gene Ontology annotation, molecular function: G protein-coupled GABA receptor activity.
CUCAGAGUAAUUGUGUGGUAUGUUACAAACACAAAGUUCAAUAAGAUUCGAGAUAUGAAUCUGUAGAAUAUGAUGUUGGACUUUGUGCAGCUCCAUGUUCUGCCAAAUAUCAAACAAAAAAUGAUUUUAACUAUUUCAUGGAUUUUUUUGAUGAUCAUAAAUGAAAGCUUGGAGGCAGGAAACUUGGAGGCAGGCGUAUUAAAUAUUGGAGUUCUUAUACCGUUAGAUGAUAAUUGCACUAGGAAUGCUAUUGAAAUGGCUAUAGAAGAUAUAGAGAAAAAACCUGACAUGAUUUUCAGAAACUUGACGCGUUAUAAGCUUACUGCACAUUUCAUGAAAACAGAUAAAAGUUUAGGGAGCGCAAUAGAAGCACAAAAUCGUUUGUAUAAAACAACUCCUACAAAGAUUGCUACAAUUGGUCCACCAUACACUGAACAAAAUGACUAUUGCACUGAAUAUUCCACGGCACAAGGAAAUUUACAAAUAUCAUACACAGAAGCAAAUGAACCUUUCGAGCCGUAUUUCGUUAUGUAUUUUCAAACUCCACCAUCAAUAGUUUCAAGUUUUAUAGCAGCUUGUUAUUUUCUAAACAAAUUUAACUGGUCUAGAGUUGCGAUACUUUUUGACUAUGCCCAGGCGAGAUAUUGUAACAACCCAAAAAGUUUGGAAAAUAUUUUAGAGAACUGUUUAAAUAAAAUAAAUUUAUUAAUUGUUCAAGGAAUACGGAGUAAUCCUGUAAGUUAUGGUGUUUCUAAUGAAAUAGGAGAAUUGCAAAACAAAGAUGUUCGGAUAAUAUUGGCUCUAUUUUCAGUUAGUGGAGCUCGUAAAGUAUUUUGUGAAGCUUACAACAGAAAAAUGACCAAACCUAAAGUUCUUUGGAUACUUUUUGAAAUUCUUCCGAUUGGAUGGGCAUCUGAUAUCUUCAACGCUCAACCUAUACCAGGUGGAUUUAAAAGAGAAAUUAAUUGCUCAGAAGAGCAACUUCUUGAUGCAGCGCAAGGUUAUAUUUCAUUUACAAAACAAAGUCUUAGAAAAGACAAUAAGACAACUUUAAGUAACGUUACAUCGGAAUCAUUUCUCAAUAGGUUAAAUAAACACGUUGAUAAUAAAUGUGAUGAAAACUUAGCAUAUGCUUAUGAUGCAAUCUGGGUUGCCGCAAUGGCUUUUAAUUUAACAGAUGACACUGCCGAUCUCUCUGUUUAUUCAUAUAACUCGUUUGAUGUUGUAUUCAAGUUAGCAAACAGUGUUCAAAACGUCACAUUUGAAGGAGUUACUGGGCCGGUUUCAUACCAAACACAAGUCUCCGGAGGGUUUCCUUCACGAAUCGGUCAAAUUUCAUUAUAUGUAUUUAUAAAAGAAUUCGGAAUGAAACUUAUAGGGAUGCAUGAUACUUCAAGUGAGGUUUUAUUAUUAGAACCAGAGGCGGAAUUAGUUUUAUUUCCCAAUAACAUUGUACCUAAGGACCAAUCAACGUACAACUUUUAUUUUUCUUCUUUUAGCAACAUUCUACUUAUUAUAGUUUGGUUUUUUGCAAUUUUUGGAAUAGUUAUUGCAGUUUUAUGUUUAAUAUUUUCUUUGAAAUAUAAAGCCGAGGUGAAAGAGUACUCAACAUUAUCAUUAAAUGGUGCAAUAAUUAUCGGAAGCAUCUUAAGUUAUCUAUCUGUGAUUAUUUAUGGGGUUGACAUUCGAUUUGUUGAACAAAGAUUAAUACCAGAAAUGUGUUAUGCAUUUAUUUCAUUGCUAUCGAUUGGUUUUACCCUGACAUUUGGUUCCUUGUUUUCAAAAGUCUGGAGAACGUAUAAAUUAUGCAUGAGAUCUGGUAAUUUAUCAAAUAAAAGUCCAGGCAUUAUCCAGGUCCAGCUCCAGAAUGUGCGUGAAUGGUUGUUAUUUGUUGUUGUUGGUAGUUUUCUUUUGAUUGAUAUAGCCAUUUUAGUUACUUGGAGACAACUAUCUCCAUUCAUGGUCAAUAUAUAUAACAUAACUGCAGUCGAAAAUUUAUCUGAUGAUACCAUAAUCAUUGAACAAGUAGUCAAAUGCACAUGCAACUUCCAAACUGAAUUUACAAUAGGAUUGUAUUGUUAUAAGGGACUUUUACUGUUGUUUGGAAUAUUUUUGGUUUGGCAAAUAAAAAAUAUAAAUAAUAAAUCUGACAUCUCAUCAAAAAAUAUUGGUGUGGCAAUUUAUAACGUUGCGGCUGUAUCGGUAACAGGAGUGAUUUGUGUUUCUAUUCUGGCCACCACAACAAAGUUUGAUGCAUCUUACAUAAUAAUAGCAGUUUGCAUUUGUAUAUGUAAUACAGCUACCUUACUACUGAUUUUUUUGCCAAAGAUUCUUAUUGUUAUAAACAGCAGUGGCUUAAUUAUUCAUAAAAGUAGCUCAAUAAACAACAGGGAACAUCAACUGAACAAAUCUCUAACAGUAACAAGCUGCAUUACUCAUCACAAGAAUUUAGGCUUAUCUGAGAAUUUAAAAAAAACAAAUGAAAGUCGCAGGAAAACAAAUGAAAGUCGCCGGAAAAUUUCUAUGACUAAUAUUUAUUCGAAACCGGAUAAAGACAAUAAAAACUUCAAUUUAGGUUUUGUUAUUUGGUUAUUACUACGUUGCUAGGGAAGUACGGGCCGCAUCGGUUGACACAACGACCUGACCCAGAGGGGUAACACCAAAAUGCAAAUAUGACACUGCUCAUGCUCGUGUUAACAUAUUUAUGCGUAUAUAUCAUGAUUGUAUAUUGUAUACCCCAACUUGUUUUCUAAAGAACUUUUUUUUAUACUUUUUUUUUAAUAGAAAUUUGAAACCCGUGUUUUUAACCCAGUUAGUCUUGCGAGGUGAUACCAAAAACUUACCACACUGCGUGACACCAACCCCAGCGACACCACUGCUACAUAUGAAGGUUAAACCAAAAUUUUACUUUUAUAUACUGUAUAAAAAUACUUAAAUAUACUGUAUAAAAAAUUAUAAAUUCUGUUAGCUUUUUUUGAAUACCAAAGUAAACGUUUUGAAGUUUCUUUUUU